Molecule: messenger RNA, 1623 nt
Organism: Fusarium redolens
Lineage: Eukaryota; Fungi; Ascomycota; Sordariomycetes; Hypocreales; Nectriaceae
Product: putative amidoligase enzyme-domain-containing protein
Exons: 3
Coding region: 1-1623 (540 amino acids)
Source: RefSeq, a predicted model, not a curated record
AUGGAGCCUCGCGUUACCAAUGAGACGGGCCCUAAGCACGACGAUAAGUAUACUUGGCCUCCACGCGCCAGCUUCGGUUUCGAGCUAGAAUUCCUGGUGGCUGUAGAUCCAAGGAAAGUUGAAGCAGAUGACAGUAUCCCUGGCCUCGCGCCAGCCACGGGCCACACUUAUGGCGAAACAGCAGUUUUGGAAUUGCUACGAGAUCACGGAUUCUGUGCAGAAACGGUGCAAGAGAAUUGCGACACGAAGAAAUAUUCAUGGCUCGUCACGACAGACGGUUCAGUGUCAGAGUCUGGAACAGCAUGGGAGAAUAAGACCUAUGCGUGGGAUGCGGUAGAGAUAGCAAGCCCACCAAUGUAUGCUUGCGAUGAGGCAUACAGGCUUGUGUCAGUAGUUGUUAGACUUUUGACUAACAACUUACGUGUUCGAGUCAAUACCUCGUGCGGUUUUCAUGUUCACGUUGGCAAUGGGCCUCAUCAGAUGGACAUGCAUGCAUCGAGAAACUACGCGGCCCUCCAGUGGGCAUCCGACCCGGUGCUAUCUACUCUCCAUUGCCCGGCGCGAAGUUUUGCUCGUUACUCCAAGUCUAUCCGACGCUUUACUGGUACUGAGUUGAGUGACAACGUGACUGCAGAUAUGGCACGGCGCGAAGUCACAGGGCAAAAUUUCAUACCUCGAUACAUUUCACGGGCGAGGAAACUCGGAGAAGAUCCCGUUGCUUCCAGGGUCACACUGAUCCGACGUCUUCGCGAAACCUGGGCGGGGGAGGACGAUGGAAGGCUUCUGGAUCCUGAUUGUGAAAGUGAUGAUUCCGACUACGAGUGCGAAGACAGCAGACAUUUCGAUCGACCAAGAAAAGCCAAAGGAGUUCGGCGAGAAGUUCGUUAUAUGCCCUACAUCAGAGACUUCAUCAAUGGGGACAAGGCUGAACGGCUAGAUGAUGAAUCUAACCGUACCCGUCGUGAUCUACCUCCACAGCUCGAUUUUCCAGCCUCCCAGUCGACCGCUUCUUGUAGGUCAUCUGAUGGCGUGCCUUUGCUGGACGAGCAACGGAAGAAACUGAAGGCUGUAUCAAAGCAAGCGGACAUCCUGUCAUGUGUUUAUGACAUGGACCUUGACAAAGGUGAUGAUGAUGCCUCAUUGAAAGCAUCAAAGGUUGCUUGGAGAGGAGUCACUGAGCUCCUGGCCUGCGACGUCGGUGUGCAUCAGAUCGCACAUCUGAUGUGUGACAAUAAAACUUUGGAGAAAUUUUACAGUUACAACUGGAAAGGUCAGUUACAAGACGAGAUACCCCCUUUAAAAACAAAAGAGACUCACGGCACUGUCGAGUCUCGGCUCGCAGGCGGUAGCCUCGAUGCCGAAUGGAUCGUCACCUGGAUCAAGAUACAGUGUCGUAUGCUCGAGUGGGCACGAGAUGCGGAGCCUUCACAGCUGAUGCGUGUCAUUGGCAACCUCUCCCGGGACGACGUUUCUCGCGAGUGUACAUACGACGUCUUGGACUUCCUUAGGGAUCUCGAGGACUCGGGAGACUCUUGGGGAGCUCCCGAUAAUGACUGGGGAGAUCAGUGGCAAGAAUUAGACGUCAAGUGUCGUUCUAUAGAAGUUGGCUGGCUCAAGUAUUAA